AUCUAUAUUUGCAGGAAUGGGUUUCAAAGGUUGGAUAAGAUUAAGGAUUCUACUAGACAAAGCAAGCAACUUGAAGAACUUGCUGACAAGAUGAGAGAGUGUAAAAGGUUGGUUAAGGAGUUUGAUCGUGAACUCAAAGAUGGUGAAGCUCGAAACUCUCCUGAAGUAAAUAAGCAAUUGAAUGAUGAGAAACAAUCUAUGAUUAAGGAACUUAACUCUUAUGUUGCACUAAGAAAAACGUACUUGAAUACACUCGGCAACAAGAAAAUUGAACUUUUUGAUACGGGAGCUGGAGUCAGCAGUGAACCCACAGCUGAAGAAAAUGUCCAAAUGGCUUCAUCAAUGUCAAACCAAGAGCUUGUCGAUGCUGGAAUGAAAAGGAUGGACGAGACCGACCAGGCUAUUGAACGCUCUAAACAGGUUGUGCAUCAGACAAUCGAAGUUGGCACUCAAACUGUAUCCACUUUAAAGGGACAGACGGAUCAAAUGGGCCGCGUUGUGAACGACCUAGACACAAUUCAGUUCUCUAUCAAGAAAGCUUCGCAGCUAGUGAAAGAGAUAGGAAGACAGGUAGCCACCGAUAAAUGCAUAAUGGCGUUCCUGUUUCUGAUUGUCUGUGGUGUUAUAGCCGUAAUCGUUGUGAAGAUCGUGAACCCAAACAACAAAGACAUCAGAGACAUCCCUGGACUAGCUCCCCCAGCGCAAUCAAGAAAGCUCUUAGACUUCAGAGAAUAGCUGUUUAGCAGGGCCGAGAGGGAAGGGUUUCGUGCAUGCGUUUGUGAAUCUGAGCUUUGAUUAGAGUUUUGUAGAAUAUAUAUGAUCAUUCUUUUAUUAUUUAUGACCAUGUUGUAUAA
Camelina sativa (false flax) is the source of this 854-nucleotide messenger RNA. NCBI's taxonomy places the organism in Eukaryota, Viridiplantae, Streptophyta, Magnoliopsida, Brassicales, Brassicaceae. The record is from RefSeq and is a predicted model, not a curated record.